AUGUCUGAGCCAACUCAACAAUUUUCGCUCUUCCAGCAAAUGCCCCCUGAAGUUCGCGCCAUGAUCUGGACGACCGCGGUCCGCGGGCAGGACCGUCUGGUGAUGACCGACUCGCUGACGCGCGUCACCCGCGCCCCGUGCCCGACUUUAUUCCUAGUCUGCUUCGAGUCGUACAUGGUGGCCCGGAUGUGCUACACGCGGCUCCCGGGGGGGGACCUGCACACGGAUGAAUGGCUGCCGCCGAUGCACCUAGCGCCGGCCGGCGGCCCGGGCCCCGUGGUCUCCUUCGCGAACGACAUCUUCGACAUCGGCGCGUGGCUGGAGUGGACCGGGGAAAACUGGUACCCGGCCUUCUUUCGCUACGUCCUGCUCGCGGCCCUGACCUAUCUGCCCGCAUACACCGAGCUGAUACAAGGGGCGCUGAUGCACCCCCGGUUCCUCGGGAUCGAGCGCCUCAGCGCCCGCGGCGUGCGCCGCGUCGCCGUGCCCAUCUGGCGCGCCCAGCGCACCAAGCUGCCCGAGUGCCUGUUCUUCCGCAGCAGCCUGCUCCCGACGUGGAUCGCCCGGGCCCUCCGGCCGCUGGGGGUCGCCUGGGCGUGGGAGUGGGCCGCGUGGCUCGAGGAGGUCUGGGUGGUGCGCGAGGACGAGCACACCGGCGCGCCCGAGGCCCGCAUCAUGUUCCCGCCCGCGGCGCACCGCCACUGCUGCUGCGUCCUCUGCGUCGGCGUGGCCGGCGAGACCUGGGUCAACGGCAGCCCGUUCCCCGAGUUCCGCACGCUCGCCCCCCGCGACCGCGCCGGCCACGACAUGAUCUUCAGCACCGCGGAAAGCGCCAAUCUCGACCUCAUCUGGCACCGAAACUUGGACCACCUUUUCGAUAACUGA
Messenger RNA from Durotheca rogersii, 885 nucleotides. RefSeq lists its product as uncharacterized. Lineage: Eukaryota; Fungi; Ascomycota; Sordariomycetes; Xylariales; Xylariaceae. The coding region runs from base 1 to 885 and encodes 294 amino acids. The transcript has a single exon. The record is from RefSeq and is a predicted model, not a curated record.